This is a messenger RNA of Silurus meridionalis, 715 nucleotides long. It is a transcript of the gene ndufab1a, whose product is annotated as NADH:ubiquinone oxidoreductase subunit AB1a. The transcript has 5 exons. Gene Ontology annotation, molecular function: acyl carrier activity; acyl binding. Gene Ontology annotation, cellular component: mitochondrion. Lineage: Eukaryota; Metazoa; Chordata; Actinopteri; Siluriformes; Siluridae. Bases 48 to 494 code for a protein of 148 amino acids. Gene Ontology annotation, biological process: fatty acid biosynthetic process. The record is from RefSeq and is a predicted model, not a curated record.
GAAGGCGGAAGUGAGUGUUGCAUUGUGGGACGGUAAGCGGGUGAAAGAUGGCGGCGCGCGUCCUCUCCCGGUGUGUCCGGACACUGAGCCGCAGCGCGGUGCUGCUCGGUCGCUGUGACGCGGCGGCGGCCGUUCCUCUGUGCCGGGGACGAGCGUUCUCUCAGCUGGCGGCGGGACACAGACCUCUGCUCGCGCAGGCUCCUGGUGUGAUUCAGCGGCGACGCUACGGUGACCUUCCACCUUUAACACUCGAAUCUAUCAGAGAUCGCGUUCUCUACGUCCUCAAACUGUACGACAAGAUCAACCCAGAGCAGCUCCAGGUCACGUCUCAUUUCAUGAAGGAUUUGGGCCUGGACAGUCUGGACCAGGUGGAGAUCAUCAUGGCCAUGGAGGACGAGUUUGGUUUUGAGAUUCCUGACGCUGAAGGGGAGAAGCUGAUGACUCCUGAUGACAUUGUUCAGUACAUCGCAGAUAAGAAGGACGUGUACGAAUGAUCGCUUGCUGAGCAGAGCUGCAUGUGGACCUCAUGACCACUGUAAACCCUGUGUUGUGUUCAGAGACAGAACUUGUUUAUUCUCCUGUUUUGGUUGGACUCGUGUUUGGAGAUCAGCAGGAUUCUCCUGUAGAUGCUGCAGGAUGUUUUCGGAUCUCAUUUAUUGUUCAGUAAAAUGUAAACACGUAAACAUGACCAGAAUAAAAACGUGUACAUCCCUGA